AUGAGCAAGCAGCUUCUAGCCAGUGUAGCUAAGCUGCAGGAGAAGUUGGCCCACAUGAAGCAUAAGUCCAUGCUGUCACAGGCCAGCUUGCUCUCUGAGGAAAAGGGCUCCAGCAGCCUUGCCAACAACACAAACAGGAUCAUAUCAGAUUCAGAUGACAUUUUGGCCUUCUUCAAGAUCAACAAUCAUCUAUGUGUGAAUAGGAUUAAAGGCAUGAAGUACCACUUUGUGAGCACGCCGCUGAACUGGACUGAAGCCCAGAGCUACUGCAGACAGGUCUACACUGACCUGGCCACCGCAGAAGACACUGCUGACAUCAGUGCCAUUCUGAGCACCACAUCAAACUACACAGGUACAGUAAAUGGCGAACCGUCCUUUGUUGUGAUCAACACAACUCACAGUUGGAAAGUAGCUCAGAGCUUCUGCAGGGAGAAUUAUGUCGAUCUAGCCAGCGUACGGAAUGAUGCAGAGAGUGAAAUCAUCAGAGGUAUGAGCAUGGCUGGUAGCUUUUUGUGGAUUGGUCUGCACCGUGAAAAGCUGUGGUCUGAUAGGAGCUUCUCACAGUUUCGAUACUGGGCCGCUGGGCAGCCAGACUCAAGAGCAGGGGGAUGUGUCACCACAGCGUUCAACCACUCUGGGAGGUGGUCAGAUGAUGACUGCUUCAUCAGCCUCCCAUUCAUCUGUUACAAAACAAUUCCACCCAAUGCAGAAAGCUUCAGAUCAGUAGGACAGGAUGAGACUACUAUCACUCUUCAGUGGAAUAAAGUGAACAACAACAUCAGCUUUAUUCUCCAGUUUAAUGGUACAGAGAUAUUCAUCCCUGCACCAGAUGGACAUGGACCAGUAACUCACUCAGUCUCAUCUCUCACUGCUGGAACUAAAUACACAUUCACUCUCUUCUCUGUGAUUGACAACAUCAGAAGCAGUGGAGUAAACAUUAGUGCAGUUACUGCUCCUCCAAAUGCAGAAAGCUUCAGAUCAGCAGGACAAGAUGAGACCAGUAUCACUCUGCAGUGGAAUAAAGUGAACAACAAUGUCAACUUUAUUCUCCAGUUUAAUGGUACAGAAAUAUUCAUCCCUGCACCAGAUGGAAGUGGACCAGUAACCCAAGCAGUCUCAUCUCUCACUGCUGGAACUAAAUACACUUUCACGCUCUUCUCUGUGUUUGAGAACGUCAGAAGCAGUGGACGAAACAUCACUGCAGUCACUGCUCCUGUAAAUGCAGAAAGCUUCAGAUCAGCAGGACAGGAUGAGACCAGUAUCACUCUGCAGUGGAAUCAAGUGGACAACAUCAGCUUUAUUCUCCAGUUUAAUGGUACAGAAGUAUUCAUCACUGCACCAGAUGGAGAUGGACCAGUUACCCACAAAGUCUCAUCUCUCACUGCUGGAACUAAAUACACAUUAACUCUCUUCUCUGUGUUUGAGGACAUCAGAAGCAGUGGACUAAACAUUACUGCAGUCACUGCUCCUCCAAAUGCAGAAAGUUUCAGAUUAUCAGGACAAGAUGAGACCAGUAUCACUCUGCAGUGGAAUCGAGUGAACCACAUUGUCAACUUUAUUCUCCACUUUAAUGGAUCAGAUAUAUACUUCACAGCAUCAGAUGGAGACGGACUAAUAAUUCAGUCAUUCUCACCUCUCACUCCUGGAACUAAAUACACAUUCACCCUCUUCUCUGUGUUUGAGAACGUCAGAAGCAGUGGACGAAACAUCACUGCAGUCACUGCUCCUCUAAAUGCAGAAAGCUUCAGAUCAGCAGGACAAAGUGAGACCAGUAUCACUCUGCAGUGGAAUCAAGUAAACAACAAUGUCAACUUUACUCUCCAGUUUAAUGGUACAGAAAUAUUCAUACCUGCACCAGAUGGAGGUGGACCAGUAGCUUACGCAGUCUCAUCUCUCACUGCUGGAACUAAAUACACAUUCACUCUCUUCUCUGUGUUUGAGGACAUCAGAAGCAGUGGACUAAACAUUACUGCAGUCACUGCUCCUCCAAAUGCAGAAAGUUUCAGAUUAUCAGGACAAGAUGAGACCAGUAUCACUCUGCAGUGGAAUCGAGUGAACCACAUUGUCAGCUUUAUUCUCCACUUUAAUGGAUCAGAUAUAUACUUCACAGCAUCAGAUGGAGACGGACUAAUAAUUCAGUCAUUCUCACCUCUCACUCCUGGAACUAAAUACACAUUCACCCUCUUCUCUGUGUUUGAGAACGUCAAAAGCAGUGGACGAAACAUCACUGCAGUCACUGCUCCUCCAAAUGCAGAAAGUUUCAGAUUAUCAGGACAAGAUGAGACCAGUAUCACUCUGCAGUGGAAUCGAGUGAACCACAUUAACGUCAAAAGCAGUGGACGAAACAUCACUGCAGUCACUGCUCCUCUAAAUGCAGAAAGCUUCAGAUCAGCAGGACAAAGUGAGACCAGUAUCACUCUGCAGUGGAAUCAAGUAAACAACAAUGUCAACUUUACUCUCCAGUUUAAUGGUACAGAAAUAUUCAUACCUGCACCAGAUGGAGGUGGACCAGUAGCUUACGCAGUCUCAUCUCUCACUGCUGGAACUAAAUACACAUUCACUCUCUUCUCUGUGUUUGAGGACAUCAGAAGCAGUGGACUAAACAUUACUGCAGUCACUGCUCCUCCAAAUGCAGAAAGUUUCAGAUUAUCAGGACAAGAUGAGACCAGUAUCACUCUGCAGUGGAAUCGAGUGAACCACAUUGUCAGCUUUAUUCUCCACUUUAAUGGAUCAGAUAUAUACUUCACAGCAUCAGAUGGAGACGGACUAAUAAUUCAGUCAUUCUCACCUCUCACUCCUGGAACUAAAUACACAUUCACCCUCUUCUCUGUGUUUGAGAACGUCAGAAGCAGUGGACGAAACAUCACUGCAGUCACUGCUCCUCUAAAUGCAGAAAGUUUCAGAUCAGCAGGACAAAGUGAGACCAGUAUCACUCUGCAGUGGAAUAAAGUGAACAACAAUGUCAACUUUACUCUAGAGUUUGAUGGAACAGCGAUAAAUAUCACUGCACCAGAUGGAGAUGGACCAGUAGCUUACACAGUCUCAUCUCUCACUGCUGGAACUAAAUACACAUUCACUCUCUUCUCUGUGUUUGAGAACGUCAGAAGCAGUGGACUAAACAUUACCACAGUCACUGCUCCCCCAAAUGCAGAAAUCUUCAGAUCAGCAGGACAAAAUGAGACCAGUAUCACUCUGCAGUGGAAUCAAGUGAACAACAUUGCCGACUUUAUUCUCCAGUUUAACGGUACAGAAAUAUUCAUACCUGCACCAGAUGGAGGUGGACCAGUAGCUUACGCAGUCUCAUCUCUCACUGCUGGAACUACAUAUGCGUUCACUCUCUUCUCUGUGUUUGAGAACAUCAGAAGCAGUGGAGUAAACAUUACUGCAGUCACUGCUCCUCCAAAACCUGGAAACUUCAGAUCAGCAGGACAAGAUGAGACCAGUAUCACUCUGCAGUGGAAUAAAGUGAACAACAAUGUCAGCUUUCUUCUCCAGUAUAAUGGUAUAGAAAUAUACAUUACUCCACCAGAUGAAGAUGGACCAGUAACUUACACAGCCUCAUCUCUCACUGCUCGAACUACAUACACUUUCACUCUCUUCUCUGUGUUCGAGAGCGUCAGAAGCAGAGGAGUACAUAUUGUUGCAGUCACUGUUUUAUGA
Messenger RNA from Plectropomus leopardus (leopard coralgrouper), 3660 nucleotides. NCBI's taxonomy places the organism in Eukaryota, Metazoa, Chordata, Actinopteri, Perciformes, Serranidae. The record is from RefSeq and is a predicted model, not a curated record.